AUGCCUGUCGUUGUGUCGAUGCACGCCUGCUCGGCGUGGCCGGUGAGCAUCGACCUCGUCGCUUUUCGUUUUUUCUUGGCGGGGUACUCGGCUGAGGAGGCGGUGGAGCAGCUCAUGGUGCCGCAGAGUAAAACGCAAACAGCGGUACCGCGCUGGCGCACGUCCUCUGCAUCACCCUCGUCCUCAAGGUCAUCGGACUCGGGCAGAGACUCGCACCCGGGCUCGGCGUCGUCGUUGUGGUUCGUUUCCCGCUCUGUGGAGCACCGUCGCCAUCGACGGCAUCAGCGAAAGUCUCAGCAACUGCAGUGCUCGCUCUCCGUGAUGCACAAUGCGCAGCAGCAGACCGAGGACAAGCGCUUAGAGGCCGAGGAUGAGAGUCCUCAGAUCACGAUGCCCACCACGGAGGCAGCUCUGCCUCGUACCAGCUCAACAGGACGCUUCGAGAGCGACGAGUGCAUACCGACCACCGCCGCAGCUCCAAGCAGUACCCCCGUGUUCAGCAGUAGCACCACCCACGUCUCUGCUUCAUCCACGACUGUCGGUGUGGCAGCGUCCUCCGCGGUUUCCCACCCCAUCUCGGACGUCCACACAUACCGCCAUCGCCAUCGUCAGCAUCAGUAUCGAGACAAGUUGCAAGGCGGCUCCGAAAACAAAAAGCCGCACCACACAGCAUCACACUCGCGCCGUUCGCGCACAGCCGCCCCGCCGUCGAAGGUGAGCAGCGAGUCGACUCCACUUUCGGCUGGCUUCAGCAGUUCCAGACGCCUCACCGAUUACGCUACCGUCUCCACUACCGCUGCCGCCCCCGGCGAUGCCAGCAGCGGUAGUGGAGCGCGGGCAGGUGGGUCGAGCAGCAACCACCAUCUUCACCACGUCAACUUCGGCGAUGUGAAGGCAUCCUCAUCUUCGCAUCAGCUCCGCGAGAAGCGCCGCAAAGCCAACCCAGAUCAGCAGUGCUUCUUCUUGAAUGAGGGCUACAUCAAGUUUCAGCUGCAGCUACAGGAUGUUGAGGCAAUCGGCGGGAGCCCCGUCUGCUCCUCCUCCCUGCAGAGUCGCUACCUGUUCGAGGAGGUGACGGAACAGUAUCAGACGUUUCGCGAGCUGUCACGCGAGGAGCAGCUCGGCUCCCCCUAUGCGUUUCUCUCCAACUAUUAUAUUCCCAUACCCGUGGCAACGCGUCUGCAGCUACUGCAAAUGUUCUACGAGACGGACGUGGGCAUCUUUCGGUGGGCCUUCGGCGACAAACUCAGCCGCUUCGACUUGCCCGCAGCGCUGAGUGCAGCGUGCGAGGAAAACGUGAGCGGAGCUCUCUCGGCGGGUGCGGUGGGACUCAGCAGCAACUCUGGUAGCAGCAGCGGUGCCGCAGACGGGGUAGGCAGCGCCGCGUCCUUCUGGACCAGCCGGUGGAAGAGCUCCCCCAGCAAGCUUGCAACAAUGGACGCGGCGACGGUGAAGCGGCUCAGCGAGCAGCACGUCGACGCCCUUCGUCGUCAGUGGGAAAAUGUCAAGCGCGUCUGCGUCACUGUCGCAGCCCUCUAUCGCGGCAGAGGCGGCAUGUGCGUUCCCCUCGAUAUGCCCCUCCUGACGACCAUCCAGCAGUGCUUCGGACUACGCAACGAACAGGCUGUCAAUUACGCCACAGCAGCCUUCGGCUUCGAGCACCACCUGGAGACGCGUCUCUUUGAGCACUUGCACAACUUCAGCGAGUACGGCGUGAUCUGCACCAUCGUGGCAUCUUUGUGGUGUGACUGCUCCGGUUAUUUCUUAAGUGGGGUUUUCCGUGACGGAUGCCGCCGACUUGGUCGCCUGCUGGAUGAGUAUCGCAUUCUGUCGGAACUUCACUUCAUCAUCUUUGGUGAGGCAAUGCGUCCGCGGUGGCAGGUGCAGCUGGACGAGGUGCAGCGCGUCAUCACAACCUCUUCUCAUGUCGACAAAAAUGCGAUGGCUUCAGCAACGGCAGCGGUUUCUGGGACGAGUCCUGUCACCUCAGGCAUCAGCGGCGGUGGCGGCAGCGUUGCAACGCCAACGACAGUGUCCGGUGGUGCUCUGCCUAUCUUCUCGAGUAGCGUCGCUGGGGUGGGCAGCGGUCACUUUGGCGGCACGACAGGCGGGACCGCGCCUGACUCGGGCAACGCCAGCACGUUCACCCCGUCAGUAACCCCGACUACAAGCGGGCCGCCUAGCGCGAACAACGUGCACUCACCGUUCAGCGGCAACGGGCAGUACAGCCGGCCCUUUUUGAUGGAGUUCCCGUCCCUGAUGAAGCACCUUUUUCGCAUCUGCGUGACCCUCGGCAACAAUGGUGGUCUCAACGACGGCCUCGACAUCUUCUUCACUCGCAUCUACUCUUACUUGGAGCUUCUCAGCUCACGAACGGCGUCUGCGAUCGCGUCGCGCAUGGUGAACACCGCUGCAUCAGGCGGGUUUACCACGACCGGUGGCGCUGCUGCUCCUGGGACUGGGGUCCAUGCCUGCGCUCUGUCUGGCCAGUUUGGUGGGUUCACUGGCGGUGGUGACGCCGUGCCUGGCAUUGGCGCAUCCGUAGCGCCGUCUGGUCGACCGCCGCUGCCGCCGUACAGUGGCCGCGUGCGGAGCAAUGACGACUUGAGCCGCGUCGCGGCUGACAGCGUAGGUACGAGGGUACCAGCUACCGCCUCGACACCACCGCCCCAGGGUGCAUCCUCGUCGUCCACCGGUUUGACGCGCAGUGGCACGAGCCUCGGCAGACCGCUUGGCGUAGGACUUCCUCGCGUGACGUCUUCCGGUCAUCUUCCUCGCCAAGCUAGUGGCAGAGGAGGUGGCGAUACGGACGCGAUGUCGCUGCCCACAAUGGCACGCGCUGCUCACCUCACCACCGCCGCAGGAAGCAACGGUUGCGUCGAUGAGGGUUUUGCCGCGAGCACUUCAUUCCCCUACGCGAUCUCUACUAUCAUAAACACCUCCUUGACUCAGCCUGCCAGCGCUCUGCUACCCUUGACUGCAGCCAUCACCGCCCAUAACAGCUAUACAAUCGACAGCUUCGCCUCUUCAUCGCUAUUACCUGCGCUGAGAACUUACGGCUUUGCGUCAGAAGACGAGCCUACAGACAGGAACACGGACGCAGGGUACGGACACGGUGAGGCGGUGGCCCCGCCCAUGCCGGGUGGCGUCCACCCAGCGAGCUGCUCUUCACCACAUAACAGCGGUGGCAUUUCCUUCGCGACGGCACAGCCCGGGCCUGCCUCGACGUCGUGCUUACCGUCCCAGGUGAGUGACAUGGUGCUGAAAGUGAUUGACAAGCGAUAUCUGCGCGAACUCUGCAUGUUGCUCACAGCCCUGCCCCUUGCGUGGCGCCAGCUGACAGUGCUGACGCAUGAAGACCACAUGACGACCGACAAGGCUGUGUGUGAUGUGAUGAUGGCACUGAAGUCAAUCACGCAGGUGCUCAUGGCUUCGGACGACUUUCAUUAG
Leishmania braziliensis MHOM/BR/75/M2904 is the source of this 3450-nucleotide messenger RNA. RefSeq lists its product as hypothetical. The record is from RefSeq and is a predicted model, not a curated record. The transcript has a single exon. Bases 1 to 3450 code for a protein of 1149 amino acids. NCBI's taxonomy places the organism in Eukaryota, Euglenozoa, Kinetoplastea, Trypanosomatida, Trypanosomatidae. Gene Ontology annotation, cellular component: nucleus.